CUGGGCAGCGCCGAGACCGGCAGAAGUCGAGCCGGGGAGGUCUUCCGCUUUCGCUUCCAGGGGAGCCGGUGGGCUCGGGACCCCUCCCGCUGAGGGUUGCUGCAGUGGGUGGAGACCGCGGGGCAAGCCUAAAGAAGUGGGGGGGCCAAAGUGGCCGUGGAGGACGAGCUGGGUCGGAGGCGGCAGGACGAGGCGACCGGACAGCAGUUGGCGAGAGAGAUCUAUCUGUGCAGGGAGACCGGAUACUCUCUUCCUCAGCUCGGAGCGGGGGGGCGCGCGGGGGCGGUGAAGUUGGACACGAGGGAUCACUGACACUUCGUGAAUGGCACCGGGCAGGUGAAGAGGAGCUGAGGUCUCCCGAAGGCGCCGAGAGGGCAGCCGGAGGAGGAGCUGUCAAGCCCUGGCAGAGAGCCUGGGCGGGAUCCAGAGCGACUUGAGGCGGGGAAGGCGCAGAGGAGCCCAGAAGGCUGCAGUCGUCCCGCAGGAGGAGAAACAGAACAGGGACAAGUGGCGCUUCUUCACUGGUUCCGGUGGCAGGAAAUCUCGGGGCCAUGGCUGUCACUGAGGCUUGCCUCUCUCUGCUUGUGAUGGUGACUACCAUGAUGGUCACGGCUGGCUGCAGGCAAUUGGCCUGCCGCUCUGUACCCCCUAAAUCCCAUGCCCAUUGCUUCUUCCUGGAGUUAACUGGUGCCUUCCAGAUAUGUGCUUGUACUCACGAGCUUUGCCUGCUGGCUGAUCUGCCACCCAAACCACACAUGGUGCUCACCCUCGUUUUCAUCUUCACUGCUCUCCAUGGCUUGACUUUGCCAGGCAGUACCAACAACCCCUCCAGCAGCUUUCAACUUCUCUACAAGGGUAGGAUCCCAGUCAAGACCUGGUGGCUACACACUUCAGCUCAGUUCACUGGAGCAGUCAUGGCUAAGGUCUACAUCAAAUUAAUCUGGAGACUGGGGAUCCUACCAGUGCAUUCAAAGGCACUGGCAGAGAACUGCAGCCACCCCAUCCAAACCACCCUAGCAAAUGCUUUCAUCCUGGAGCUUUGCUUCUCCUUCCUGCUCCAUCUGACCUUACUGCAGCUUGAAACAAUGAAUCACAACACAAAAAUCCAUCUAGUCGCUUUGCUGAUCACCGUGUUGGUAUAUGAAGGAGGACAUCUCACAGGAGCCAUAUUUAACCCAGCUCUGGCUUUUUCCAUGCACUUAAGUUGCUUCUCUGAAAAAUUUUGGAAUUACAUAUUGGUGUACUGGAUAGCACCCUGCAUAGGGUCUGUGUUGGUGGUCAUAGCAUGGGAUGAAGUCCUUCCCUUACUACGCAGAGAAAUGUAAACUGGUAGAAAGAAGCUCAAUAAACUGUUAACAAAACGGAUUCAGCCACAGGCUAUGCAGAAGACAGACAGCACACUUGAAUCCAUCUUUGAAAUGUUUAUUUUUGGAACAUUCUUAUACCAUUUUAUAAUACAGUAUUUGCUGGUACCCUGAAAACAGGAUUGAUAUAUUUUUGAAACUGAGUCAUUUAUUUCAAUCUGAUAACUUUAACUUCGACAUUCCUUUUUGACUUACCCUUUGACAUUUCCCCCUUUUUGCCUUCCUCCCAUCUGUUUGUGCAAUUCAUAUGGUUCAGCUCAUCAAUUCUGGGAAGGAAGCAGCCUCAAGUUCCUUACCUGCACCUUGCCCAUCCUCCUAAUUCUUUAGAAUGCAGGCUGUUUUCUUAAGCCUCAUCCCAGGCAGCUCUCCAGCUGCUAAUUAUCUAGAUACAACCUAAUUACUUCUGCUCCCUUCCCUGAAUGACAGCUGUGCACACUUGCAAUUUGAGAUGGGCAUGACCUAUUCAUCUCAAUUCGUCCCAGUUCGUCAAGGCAAUAGCACAGAUGUUGCUGCUCCUCUUUCCCCUCUCCUCAGCCAAUCAGCUAAACAUCAGGCCCAGUGUGCUUGUUUUUCUCCACCUCCUUGGCUAAUCUUCCAAUCAGGAGCAAGAGCACAGACUUCUUUGCCCCACUCUUUUGUCUGAGUGAACAAUCAACCAACAGGGCGGGGCAGAAAAGCCUGAGCUCUUGCAGAGACUGGGAGAUCAGUUGAGGUGGUGCAGGCAGGUAGGAUGCUGGUCCUGGCGAGGGGAUGAUUGAACUGGAGGUGGUGGAAGAGUGGAGCAGCAGCCCCUGUCCUGCCGCCUUGAUGAACUGGGACAAAUUGAGAUGAAUAGGUUCAUGCCCAUCUCUAGCUGCAAUUAUUUCAAAGAAAUGAUAAUCCCAAAUAAUAUUCACUGACAUGAUUUUACAAAGCAGACAAGGACGAAAACCAUGUCAUGUUAAUGAUUUUGGACUAGCAAAUUGUAGAAAUGUUACAUCUCAUGCCAACCUGUUUUAUGUUCAUUUAAUGAAAUAAUCUGCGAACUUAGCAUUCCCCCAAGGACCCCCACAGACUAGCAUAGGCAUCCUUCAGUCUCGAGAGACUAUGGUAACAUGCUCUGAACCGAGGAGUGUCAU
Pogona vitticeps (central bearded dragon) is the source of this 2482-nucleotide messenger RNA. RefSeq names its product aquaporin 11 (gene AQP11). Gene Ontology annotation, biological process: transmembrane transport. Gene Ontology annotation, molecular function: channel activity. NCBI's taxonomy places the organism in Eukaryota, Metazoa, Chordata, Lepidosauria, Squamata, Agamidae. Gene Ontology annotation, cellular component: membrane; cytoplasm. The record is from RefSeq and is a predicted model, not a curated record.